Seriola dumerili (greater amberjack) is the source of this 1843-nucleotide messenger RNA. RefSeq names its product isocitrate dehydrogenase [NAD] subunit alpha, mitochondrial-like (gene idh3a). Gene Ontology annotation, molecular function: magnesium ion binding; NAD binding; isocitrate dehydrogenase (NAD+) activity. Lineage: Eukaryota; Metazoa; Chordata; Actinopteri; Carangiformes; Carangidae. Gene Ontology annotation, biological process: isocitrate metabolic process; tricarboxylic acid cycle. The record is from RefSeq and is a predicted model, not a curated record. The transcript is spliced from 12 exons. Gene Ontology annotation, cellular component: mitochondrion. Bases 12 to 1178 code for a protein of 388 amino acids.
UGGCUAACAGGAUGGCAGGGAAGGCGUGGAGGUCAGCGAUUCUUAAUCUACUAAGAAAGUGGGGUUUAUCGGUCAAUGACAAGGAUAAAAUCAAGGCACAGGAAAUGUCACGGGUGGUUGGAGCUUUGAUGAAAGAGAAUCCACAACCCAGGACGUUCAUCCGUGGGAUGCAAACUGUUACUUUAAUCCCUGGUGAUGGAAUUGGUCCAGAGAUCUCCGGUGCUGUCAUGAAAAUUUUUGAAGCAGCUCAAGCACCUAUUCAGUGGGAAGAGAGAAAUGUUACUGCCAUCCAAGGACCUGGUGGCAAGUGGAUGAUUCCUCCUGAUGCCAAAGAAUCAAUGGACAGGAACAAAAUUGGUCUGAAAGGUCCUUUGAAGACACCGAUAGCUGCCGGCCAUCCCUCUAUGAACCUACUGCUUAGGAAAACCUUUGACCUCUAUGCCAAUGUGCGCCCCUGUGUGUCCAUCGAGGGCUACAAAACCCCCUAUACUGAUGUGAACCUGGUCACCAUCAGGGAGAACACUGAGGGAGAAUACAGUGGGAUUGAACAUGUGAUUGUUGAUGGAGUUGUACAGAGUAUUAAGCUCAUUACUGAGCAAGCCAGCCAACGCAUUGCAGAGUAUGCUUUUGAAUAUGCCAGGAACAAUCAGAGGGCCAGUGUUACUGCUGUCCAUAAGGCCAAUAUUAUGCGCAUGUCUGAUGGACUUUUCCUCCGAAAAUGCAGAGAGGCUGCUGAAAAGCACAAAGAUGUGAAAUUCACUGAAAUGUACUUGGAUACUGUGUGUCUCAAUAUGGUACAGGAUCCUACACAGUUUGAUGUAUUAGUGAUGCCAAAUUUGUAUGGAGACAUCUUGAGUGAUCUUUGUGCUGGACUAAUUGGAGGUCUUGGAGUGACUCCUAGUGGGAACAUUGGCACCAAUGGUGUUGCCAUAUUUGAGUCGGUUCAUGGAACUGCACCAGAUAUAGCAGGAAAAGACAUGGCCAACCCCACCGCCUUGCUGCUUAGUGCGGUCAUGAUGCUGCGGCACAUGGGUCUACAUGGCCAUGCCAAGAAGAUCGAAAUGGCUUGCUUUGACACCAUUCGAGACAAAACGGUUCUGACAAAAGACCUGGGAGGAAACUCAAAGUGCUCCGAAUUCACAGAUGCAAUAUGUCAGCGAGUGCGGGAUAUGGACUAAAAAGAUGCUAAUGUGGCCGUGAGUUAAGUGUUAAGAGUUUGGGCCUCUUUACUUCAUCAUUUCAUGUUGUAUCAGCACAUUUUUAACCAAAAUAUGUAUUUUAAAAAUGACUCAGGAGUUUGAGAUCCUGAUUGUUUUAUUUUUUUGCACACCCCAAAGCACUGUCUUAAAACUUUUGACCAACAGUUUCUGUAUAUGUGAUAUGCAAUUAUUCUUUAACUGCUAAAUGUGUGGUGUAUAUUGUCUAUUUAUUGGCUGAAUUUGGCCUCUUGUCAAAUGUCUUUGACACUGUUAUUUUGUCAAGACACAUUCAAAUUGGAGCUUUUAUAAUUUGAACAUUAUUAGGCUCCAUAACAUGAAACUUGAAAAUGUUUUGCACUCCUUUCUGCAAGUCUUCUCUUCAUAUCAUAGUGUUCUGUGCUUCUAAUAUAAUGAAUGUAUAGUUAACACAAUGAAUAUUACAUCAUAAAUGCCAGACUUUUUAUUUAAUGUUAAUGAAAAUGACUACUCUUGGUGUUAUAAGGUCCACUUGAUCCAUGGUGACUAUGAUCUAUGUAAUUAGACUACAAAAUACAUUGUAAGAUCCUAUCAUGCAAGUAACUAGUGUUAACUAGCAAUAAAAUGAAUUAUAGACAAAUAUUUCAGCCUAUGAGAAGAUGUGAGUA